AUGGAGGUCAUAAGUGUGAAGCUGACCACUGGAGAUGUCCAUCGUCGUUUCAAAAUACGGGGCAGUGAUAUGAAUGAGCUCUUCAAUGACUUGACGGAGAACCUUACUCAAAUCUCUCAAGUAGGGGGAGAGUUCGACGUCGCGUGGCAAGACGAAGAUGGCGACAACAUUGUAAUCACUCGCCCCGUGGAAUUGGGAGAGGCUAUCGAAGCACGCAAAGAUGCCACUCUUAGACUUCAUUCAGUUGACAAGAAGGUUGUGAAGGUUGAAGCGAAGCCUGAUAGCAACACACCACAGCAAACCAACGAACAAAACACUGCACCUUCAGGGGCUUCGAACGAGGUUGUUCACAAGGAUGUGCUAUGCGAUGUUUGCGAUGCUGUGAUAAUUGGGACUCGAUUCAGAUGCCUCCUCUGUCUUGACUAUGAUUUGUGUCAGAACUGUGAAAAAACUGGGGUUCAUGCUCACCAUGGCAUGAUUCGCAUUGUGGAUCCCUUGCGCACAUUCGUGCCAUGGGGUGCUCGCCUUAAGUAUAUGCCAUUGGGUCGUCAUGGUCGUCACCGUCAUGGUCCAGGAAUAGGUGCAGUGUUUCCUGAUGCUAAUACACGGCAGCGCGUACAUUUGGCAAAAGAACACAUUACUGAACAAGUUGCUAGGAGUAUGCAGUAUUUACAGGACAUGGGGCAAGCUGUGACCGCUGCUCUCGCGAAUUUCGGAAUUGAUGCAAGCUACGAGGUUCGAGGUGACGACAAGAAAGAGCCAACUGCGGAUGACAAGUCAAAAGCGGAGGAACAAAGCCAACCUUCCGAUGAACAACCCAAAGCAGAAAAUGUGGAGACAGUGCCAAAUGAAACAGUUCCUUCAGCUCCGACUGCUCUACCUGUUGCACCUAAAUUCGACAACCUACAAAAAGCUGAAACCGAGUACUGUCAGGCAGCUGAGGAGGCCAAGGAAGUGAACGAUAUAAAAGAGGAUAAGCAAGAGAAAGUUGAAAAUGGGCAGCUUCAACCUGUCAAAGCUCCUUGCGAGAAAUUUCGCCAACUAGAAGAAGCUGAAAUGGAGUACGGGAAGGUCAUGAAGGAUUGUGAAGGUGAAGCCAAGGAGAGCAGUGAAGCCAAGGAAACAAACCUACCUAACGAAGCGAUAGAAUGUAGAUGCUUUGUUUCUCGUGUCGGGCGCUGGAAAUGUCCUGCGUGCUGCAAAAAGGAAAGAAGUCUGAAAAGACCAGGACACAAGCAAUCUUAUUCAAAGGCCGUCAGUGAAGCAAUGGCUAAUUCAAGAAAAGAGUCAUCACUUGCAAAACUUCAGGACUCGGAUAAAUCUAGCAGCGAAUCUAGCGAUGACGACUUCGAGACGCUAUCACAUGAAAGCUUCCAGGAAUGCUCUGGCAAAGUUUCUUCGGAUACAAAAGUGAGAAAAUCAUCAUUGAAGACAGAUACGGCGAAUCGUGGUGAAACAAGCAAUGCUGGUCAAGAGACCUCUAUUCUGUACCCGACGCUCUCUUCCGCCCCAAACGCUGACACUGACGAGAAUGAUGGUGUGGAGGAUCAAGGAAUCGCAUUCCGUUUGAUUGAAAUGGGCUUUUCGGCAGAAGAGGUGUUCCGCGUGGUGAGAAUGCAUGGCAACAACUUUGAGAAAUGCAUUGAGGAAAUUCUGAUGAAGUAA
This is a messenger RNA of Haemonchus placei, 1665 nucleotides long. The record is from the annotation of a GenBank genome assembly. NCBI's taxonomy places the organism in Eukaryota, Metazoa, Nematoda, Chromadorea, Rhabditida, Trichostrongylidae.